Messenger RNA from Coffea arabica (coffee), 1222 nucleotides. The record is from RefSeq and is a predicted model, not a curated record. NCBI's taxonomy places the organism in Eukaryota, Viridiplantae, Streptophyta, Magnoliopsida, Gentianales, Rubiaceae.
AACCAUGGCCAACACAGUCCGCGUCGCUGCCGCUCAGAUGACUUCGAUCAACGACGUCGCCGCAAACUUCGCCACCUGCUCUCGCCUCGUUAGAGAAGCAGCUUCAGCUGGGGCGAAAUUGAUUUGUUUUCCAGAAAAUUUUUCAUAUGUUGGUGACCUAGCUGGAGACAGUUUGAAGGUUGCUCAACCAUUAGAUGGACCAAUUAUGAAGGAGUAUUGUUCUCUUGCAAGGGAUUCAAAUAUGUGGCUGUCUCUUGGAGGAUUCCAAGAAAAAGGACCUGAUGAUGCACAUCUAUGCAAUGCUCAUGUUUUAAUUGAUGAUGCUGGGACUAUCAGAAGUGUAUUCCGGAAGAUGCACCUAUUUGACGUGGAUGUCCCUGGAAGUGCAGUUUACAAGGAGAGCUGCUUUACAGAAGCUGGGAAGGAGAUUGUUACAGUAGAUAGCCCCUUUGGACAUUUAGGUCUGACAGUGUGUUAUGAUUUGAGAUUUCCGGAGCUUUAUCAGCAGUUGAGGUUCCACCAUAAUGCACAGGUCUUACUGGUACCUGCUGCUUUUACAAAACCAACAGGUCAAGCACACUGGGAGAUUCUUCUUCGUGCUCGUGCAAUUGAAACUCAAUGUUAUGUCAUAGCUGCUGCGCAAGCUGGAAAGCAUAAUGACAAAAGAGAAAGCUAUGGUGACACCUUGAUAAUUGAUCCAUGGGGAACAAUAGUUGGGGGGCGGUUGCCGGAUCGUUUGUCAACUGGCAUUGCUGUUGCAGAUAUUGACUUCUCUUUCAUUGAUUCAGUUAGAGCAAAAAUGCCCAUAUGCCAGCAUCGGAAGCCCAUUGAGUUCUGGAAAUCUGCCUCUCUGUAGGUGAGACGCAACCGUUCUAAGCAUACACUGAACUUGCACAGGCUUUGGUCCAUUUGUAAUGCUCGUAACGGGAUGCAAUUGUGCAACUGCAUUGUUAGGAAGUUCAUGAAGCCUUCUCCGAUUCAUUGUCUUUCUGCUUGUUUACUGUUACCACAACCUUUGUACCAUCUGUGAUCAUAAUGGUCUCUCUCUCUCUCUUCUCUCUCUCUGUGCAUGCGUGCAUAGACAUCCACUCGGCAUGCGCAGCACUGCAGUCUUGUAUUAGGAGGAGAGAUAGCAGGAGGGAGAAAUCCGGAACUUGUUAUUUUGUACUUAAAAAAGCAAACUUGUUAGAGGUCCAAUGCUUUGAUUUACUCGUUACUAUUU